GGUAGGUCGCAAGAGCCGGCGGGACUACCCGGUUGCAACGGGCGCGUACAAACGUAUCAUGCUGGGUAGGGCCGGUGCCGAGAUGCCGGCUUGUAAACGAAACCAGUUUGCUAUCCGAUACGAUCCAGGCAACAGCGGCCUCGCGUGAUAUCCCCGCGGCCGACCAGGAGAACGUCAGCGUGCUUUUUCGCCGCGUGACCCCGAAGGAUAACUACCUGGAGAACGUUACCUGCGCCGGGAGUCACCUGACGGUAGCUUCGGGGGUGAGAUUCAGUCGGGGAGCGAGCCAGCGGAUCCCGCAGUCACCGGUUGCUCGCUGUAAACGUCAACGGUUCUCUGGUCACCGUCGAGUACCACCUGGAGCGGGAUCUGAAUUAUCUAAAACGCGCGUGACAGCGGUUCCGGUCUCGGUGCAACCAGUCGAACACUGUCCAUCGCGAAAACGCACCGACGUCGUAUCGUCGUAUCGCCUAGUGACAUUCGGAGCGGUGAUACGAAACGGGGUAGAAAUCUAGUGUCGGUCGUGAAGUGAGUUUUCGUUGUAUCAACCCUUAGUGAUCGUUGACCGAGGAUGACUCCGAGGAUCGAGUCGACGGCACGAUGAGAAGCGCCAAGAGCAAGCACAAAUCGUGUCGGAGCGUUUCCUGAGCCGGACGACCGGUGACAUCGAUGCCCUGAGAGACAGCCGAAUACCUAGUGCAGAGAGACAGCCAGGGUUCGCGUGAUCGGGAGGAUCUGACGGGUCGCUGGGCGAAGAGAUGUCAGCCGUAGCACCAGCAGGAACCGGUGCCACGGCGCCCACCGCGAACGGUCCAAUCGUACCCGCUCCGGUUUUCGCGUUGCCGACGUUGUCGUUCACCGUCGGCCAAGUGGCCACCGUCUGCGAGACGCUGGAGGAAAGCGGCGACAUCGAGAGACUGGCCAGGUUCCUCUGGAGCCUGCCAGUCGCCCAUCCCAACAUCCAGGAGCUUAAUCAGAGCGAGGCGGUGCUCAGAGCGCGGGCGAUCGUUGCGUUUCAUUCGGGACACUACAGGGAGCUGUACGCCAUUCUGGAGAGGCACAAGUUCACCAAGGACUCCCACGGCAAACUCCAGGCGAUGUGGCUGGAGGCGCACUAUCAGGAAGCGGAGAAACUACGCGGUAGACCGUUGGGUCCCGUGGACAAGUACAGAGUUCGAAAGAAAUUCCCGUUACCCAGGACGAUCUGGGACGGCGAGCAGAAGACGCACUGCUUCAAGGAGAGGACCAGAUCGUUGCUCAGAGAGUGGUACCUGCAGGAUCCCUAUCCGAAUCCCGGCAAGAAGAGGGAACUGGCCGCCGCCACGGGACUCACGCCAACGCAGGUGGGGAAUUGGUUCAAGAACAGGAGGCAACGUGAUCGAGCCGCUGCUGCGAAGAACAGAAUGCAGCAGCAAUCUGGCACAGGAAACGGAAAUACACGGCGUGCCCUGAGCCCCGGGCCAGGAGGCAGCGAUUCGGAGGACUCCGAUAUUUCUCUCGGCGGAACGUCGCCUCCGUCGCCUAGUUCCUCGCCUCCGCCGACUCAUCAACCAUCUCCUGUUCCUCUCGGGCCCCUCGGACCUCUGCCUCCGCCAUCCUUAAAUUUCCGCUUCGAUCCAUCGCAAUCGCAGUUUCGAUUCAACCACGCGACGGCCUUCAAAUUCCCGCCGACGGGCUUCCGGUUUGGACCGCACAGCCCGCAACACAAUCAUCCGAACAUCUCAGGUGGCGGGAUCUUCAGGCUGACGGAAACGAGCCCCUUCCAGGCUGUGGGGCCCAGGGGCGAUCUAGGAUCGAGGCUACCAGAUCAUCUGGGACUACCGCCGCCUAGGUUGCAUCCUCACGAGGGGCUGCUGCACCACCCCCACGUCUCGCAUCAGCUACCGGAAGGGAUGUCCAGGUUAUCGGACGGCUCGCGACUCUCCGACGGCGGGAUAUCGCGGCUGUCGGACAGCCUAUCGGAAGCACACAGCCCGCCGCUAAUGGCGACGAAUCUGUCGGUGACGGGCCCUCUAAGGGUCGCAGUGCCUAGCCCUCACACGCCUUCCUCGCGGGGCAGUCCGCCGUCGAAUCAGCAGACUCCUCAGGGUCAGUCUCAAGGCCAGGGAUUGAUAAGGGUCGCGACGCCGCCGCCCAACCCGAAACCGCCGCAGAUUCACAGACCGUUUUCACCAGCGUGAUACGACAGGGACGAUCUCGAGUCGGAAACAAUCAUUUCUGUGGACGCCGAGGACGAUCAGUGUUCCAUAUCGAGCAAGAUCACGGCCAGCGACGAGCAUCGAUUCCUCGGGAAGCGUUUCGAGGUGUUGUGAGGCCGAAGCCGCGCGAACGAUGGGUGCUGCCUUCGUCUCGAUGAAAAGAGUCGAGGGACUCGGACGUUUUCUACGCCCCUGGAGCGCGAGGAGUAAUUAUUCGAGAUCAAAGAGCGAGAAAUCCGAUGGAGUCGAGGAGUCGAAGGGCGCGAGAAAUCAAUCAACAUCUUUGACGGAACGAAUCGGAAAUUCGAACUGAAACACGCUGUAAAACUUGGUUCGCGUCAGACCGUGCAAGAAGAUGGAACGUUUUAGGAGACGCCGACAGGUAUCUUCGUACCUCGUUGAAGAAAAGUGGCCAGACUCGGUGCGGUUGACGUCGUUAGACAGCUCGCGAGAGCGGACGUGUGCAAUUUCUCAAGAUCAAAACGCAAGUGGUGCGUGUAAAUAGUUUGGUACCGUCGAGGAACCGAUACCAGCAGGACGGAAACUUCCGCGAACGAUCCUGCUUCGAGGCUGAAACGAACUCGGUGUUUUUUUUUUCGUAGUCUGUACAUAGCCAUGCUUUCGAGAAAAUGUUCUUCGAUGUAAUCGUUGCCUGAAAGCUGUUGAUCGCCUGUUCGAACGCUAUUUAAACUUCUAACGCGAAACGGUGGAACGUUUGAAAAAUAAAAAACACGAACCCGAACCGUAGACCGAAGUCGAGUAUCAGGAACUAAAGCCGUUCGAUUGAUACGCGAAGACCCUAAGCUUUCUUUUCCUUGGAUCGUCGUACCCCUAAGGAAGCCACGAAAUGGCAAUGUUACCGCCGAAGACCGCGUUACAGCCUUCUUUAUAUCAAGAUCCGUCGAAUCCAUGGGGGGAUAUUUUUACAGCGAAACCGAACCGCACAAUGUCGCGUACGCUGUUGAUUCAAGAACUCGAGCGUUGGUCGAACUAAAUAAUUUAAGAAACUUCGCGAAAUCUUUCCUCCCCGGCCUGCCCUUUAGCCUAAGUAGAUACUAGCUUUGUAAAUUUGAUUAAUCGACACGGUCUUCGAUGAAUCGUUUUACUCCGAGAGUAACGAGCCGCGUUUAGGCUUGACGGUGAUCGUCGAUCGAUUCUCUUGCGGUAGAGAGACCAUCGCCCUUCUCUUUGUAGAUAUACACGAACAAACACAUACACGCAUACACACACACACACAAAGAGAGAGAGACACGUAGCGAAUUUCUUGUAUAAUCGACCCUAUAAAUAUGAACAUACUACGAUGAUCUACGUAUACAUAGGUACCUUACGUAAAGACUAUUAACACGAAAAAUAUACAUAUAUAAAUAUACGAGGAGAAAUGAAUCAUUAUUAUUAUUAUUAAUAUUAUUAAUAUUAUUAUUAAUAUUAUUAUUUGCGCCUGUACAUACAUUCACGCGAAAAUAUAUUAACAGAUUAUUAUGACAUUACGACAAAACAAUUUACAAGUCUUCAAUUUUGUGCCCUGGAAGCCAACGCGCGCUCAUUCCAUCCCCAUUCCACCCGCGAACUAUGCAACGAUUCCCAGAAUUUAUGCGAUUGCCGCCCGUAAUCCGGUCGCGAAUAUCAUUGAACGGGUUAAAAUCAUGCAGCUCGUUCGCGGCAAUUAUUUGCCCGGUUUGCGCUCGCUAGUGGAACGAUUCGUCAAGCGACAAUCGCAUCAGUCCGCAUCGCCGAUACGUGACCGGACUGCAUGAUCCCCGUCACGCGACGAAACGAUUAACUAAUCAACUCAAAGUUAUUGUUUAUUUGUCAUUUUCUUUCGUCGAUCGUCCAGGAACGAGAGCGACGGUUAGACUUUUCGUUGUUUAUUAUCAAUACACGCUGAAACUAUUCGUUACAUUUCUGGUAUUUUCUUUUUUACCACCUUUUCCCACCUUUCGAGACGGCAAUGAUUCAGAUGGAAGCACAAUUAGGAAAAUUAUAGUGUUACAGGAGCGCUUCACGCGGGUUUCAUGGGAGUAAUUCGUACUUUAAUUUCAAAUAUAUUUUUUCUGGAUACGUAUUUUUUUUUUAAAUUAUUAAGAGUUUUCUACGCCAGGUAGUUCAGUUAACCUUUUAUUUAUGUAUAUAAGAACGAAACCCUGGUUGAUUACAAUCAACGUCCAGGCUACAGUUUUGAACCUAGGAAGCUGAAAUUUUGCACAGAGGUUUCCUUUAUGAUGUAUACAAGGAAUAAGAGAGAAUAUUUUGAAAUUCAACCUCCAAGGGGGUGAAAAGGGGUCGCAACGUUAAUAUUCCGCGCGAGUGAAAUCGCGGUGCACAGCUAGUAAAAUAUAAAAAUAUUCUAUCACCCUGUUCCAUCGCUACCAUAUUACGAAAAACAACGGGAAAACGUCUAGAAUACGCGUGACUUUUCCACGCGCACUCGCGACCAUCGUAUUGCUCGCAUUCGCGCGCUUAAUAACCUCGAAGGGAGCUGACUCCACGGUCCCUUCUCCCACCCCUGUCGUCGGUUCUUCCCAUAAUUUAAACGCUGCGAAGCUCUUCCCCACGGUGUGCCGCGCACCGUCGAAAAUCGCCGAGUCACGGGGCUCCCUGUUAACGAACUCGAAGAAGUCGCAUUCGAAACACGGAUCCUUUUUUCGUCGAAGGUCAAAGCGGCACGGUCUCGAGAGGAAGAGCGACGAGAGGAUAUACACAGGAGAUCCCGAAGGGAGGACGCGAAGAGGGAGAGGACAGACGGAGAGAGUGACAGCCGACGAAGGGAGAACAGAGAACGGACGAAGGAAGGUUAUCGACACGACUGCGGACAGAGAGAGCGGGAGAAUGCGUGAUAGGGCACAGUGGGAGAGAGUAGUUGCGCGAUAACGUGGCGUGGGCGGGUGUCGCUGACAAAAUGGACCAAUCGGCUGGCUGGGUCGCCUUGUAACCGAUCCCGCGGGUUAACCAGGAACCAGGAACAUCGACCAAGGCUCUCCAGAAAGCCGAUAUGCCCAGAGCGCACGCCUAACCGUUCCUCGUCGUCGACUCCACCCUGCCCGAUUCUUCCACAUGCGACUGCUUCCUCUGUCCCUCUCCCUCGACCUUCCUGCGCCGCUGUCUGUCUCCCUUUUCGCACCCUUUUUCCCUCGAUUCCGUUUGCCUCCGCUCGACGAAAGUUCCCGACAGCUGGGUUGGAUACCCCGCUGGAAGAUGGAGUCGUUAAACGCCACGAGAAGAUACACCGCGGGCCCAGUGUUUCGCCAGCGAGUUGUUGAAUCACUUCGAUGAAGUUGCCGUAAUUGAAACUGGCCAUUGAGCGAAAUGCGUUUAGUCGCGGGCUUCGAGAGGGCUAAUCGUCGCCUGCGUUCUCGCGCGAUGUUGUUCGCUGAAACUUUUGGAGUAGGAAACAAUUCUUGGGGGAAGGAGGACUUUUCUUUUAAGGAAAGAUCACGAAGUAAAUACUGGAGAUUGGAAUUGUGCGGGGCGACGAAGAGAUACUUUCCUAAAGUGGACACUCGUACGUGCUAUGAUAAUGAUUGGAUUGCGGAUUUUAUGAUGAGAAACAUACGAAACAUAUAUUGGGUUGUCAGGAAAGUCCAUGCUGAUUUUUUGUACAUGGUACAGGUCUGAAUAUAUCGGAAUGGUUGAAAACAAAUAACAUGAAUACAUUCUUUAAAAGGUGGAAAGGUUAUGGGACAAGAUGGUGCCUAUGUAAUUCAAUAAGUAAAUAUCAAGGUUUAAAUGUGCCUUUGAGUUUUUCGUAAAUAUUGGCAUGAACUUUCUGGACAACCCAAUAUAUAAACCUAAUACAUAUAGAAUAUAUUCGUUUUGCAUAGGUCCGCGUACCUUUUAGCUAUGUUCACCGUACACCCCCGUUUAUCUGUAUAUGGACACUUUCUUAAUUGGAAUAAGUAUCUAAAAAAUGUUACGAAUAUAUUAAUAAAUAUCACUCAUGUUUCCGUAUUUAGUUUGCGGUAUAAUACUAGAUUAUAGUACACACUUUAUAAUAAUAAUUUACGGUGUAUAUUGAUUAUUCUUUAAAGUUGGUAGGUGUCCAUAUAUUUUUGAACGGAAGCGUAGAUCCUUUGUAUCACAAAUGCAUUAAUUCGCAGUUUAAUAACGAUACGCGUGUCCAAAAAUACGCGCGUCUUUCGUUCACUUGAAUACCCAACGGAAGCAAAGCACCGCUUAAAUUCUCCGGUGCAGGGAGUUCGAAAGAAGAGUAUACCGCACGGUUUCGGGAGCGUAUAGUACUCACCGAAGCGGGUAAAAAGUAGGUAAUCGACACGGACCUGAAAGUGAACCCUUUGGGAGUAAACUGUGAUUUUUUGUACGGGCAACGUAAACGAUACUUCCAGUCGCUACAUGCUGGACAGUCAGGAUUACCACACCUGCCGCGAACGAGUGCCAGCCAUGGAAUCGCUUUACAAAAAAUGUUACAGGUAUAAGAACAUCGUUAAUAUUUUCCAUCCACUGCACAGCUGAAGCCGUAGACGUAUAGAUUUAUUUUACGAGUUAUUUUACGAGUCGCGGAUCGAGUCUGCGCAGGCUCGACGAGAGAUCGGUCGAGUGUUUAUGCCACGACGCGCUAUUAAUUCCAGGUUUCUCGUCGUUUCUUAAAAAAACAAGAGUUCUAGCCUUCGUUGAUAAGGAUCGUCUGCAAUUCAACGAACGGAAGGCGGGGAGACCGUUGUGCAACAAACGCGCGCCGCGAACAAUGCCUCGUUCCGACGUUGCUAAGUAUCCGACACGUAGCCGCGGAAGAAUCUCGCAGCCCUGAAGGGGGGAAUGAAAGGAUGAAUGUCGCGAUUAUCGAUAGACAUCGGUUCCGUGUACCGUUUUCAAGGUACAUCCAGUAUGGCGUGAAAAGGACCGUGCCCGUCUGCCCUCGUUCGUCCCGUCGUGGAUCUUUGUCGCACACUGUAUGCCCACGGUCGUCUUGCCGCUCGUGUUUUGACAGUUGCUGCUCUGACACCUCUGGCGCAUUCAUUAGAAAGUGGUUCUCAACACUGGGCCGCCCGUGAACGAUACGUUUUUACAAAACGGAUGGAAACAGGUUCUGCCGCGCUAUGCGAGGCAAGGCGAGGCGAUUGUUUAGGUUUUUAGACAUUCGUCGCUUUCAAUGGCGGUGGAAACUUCGCUUUUAGGGGUUUCUUUGCUGGCUCGUUGGUGAAAGAUUCUAUUUAGUUGGAGGGAGUAGUGUUUGUUAUUCUUUUUAGGGGUUGACCGUGUAUCACUUUUUUGACGAUCUCAGGUAAAUUCUUGGUAGUUUUACGAAUACGUGGUGUACCGGAAAAUGAAAACUCAGAUGCUAGGAUUUCUAUAUUGGUUUCGCGUCUGAACUUUCCACCCUCCAUCGCCCUUAGCUUAUUCGAAACAACUAUCCUACAAAUAUCAACAAAUAUAUACUACAAAAUCCAUAAAAGAUAAAGAAUACAACACUUUCACCAAACCACAACACCGAUCCAAAUAAAAUAAACCGAAAGUAUCGCAAGCAGAGGCAAUCGCCUUUUACUCGUUUCCUUUCGAAUAGACGAACGCAUGUAAGGUUUCAUAACGCCUGGAAUUAUCGAAACGAUAAGGAGAGGAGUCGUGUCCCGAAAAAGCAUCAGCGGAAAUUUCAAUCGCAACAAAUGAAUAAUGCAUCGAACGCGCAGGUGGAAAGUUACUCGUGCUCCGUAUCGCGGUAUCGGAACGCCAUCGCUUCUUUUAAUCCAUCGAGUGAAAGAGCUCGGGUG
Messenger RNA from Hylaeus volcanicus, 7918 nucleotides. It is a transcript of the gene Optix, whose product is annotated as homeobox protein SIX3-like. Lineage: Eukaryota; Metazoa; Arthropoda; Insecta; Hymenoptera; Colletidae. The coding region runs from base 759 to 2180 and encodes 473 amino acids. The record is from RefSeq and is a predicted model, not a curated record. The transcript is spliced from 3 exons. Gene Ontology annotation, cellular component: transcription regulator complex; nucleus. Gene Ontology annotation, biological process: regulation of transcription by RNA polymerase II. Gene Ontology annotation, molecular function: DNA-binding transcription factor activity, RNA polymerase II-specific; RNA polymerase II cis-regulatory region sequence-specific DNA binding.